ACUCGAGCUCAGACAACAGCCCCCGGCAGACAAUACAAGCCCUAAGCUUUAUCAUGUAUGUCUUCAGUAGCGAACAUCUCCGUGUGUGUUGUUGGUUACAACAAAAAUUACAAGACGUUAGUUAAUUACACGACAUUGGUUAAUUACCCCGGUUAAUUACACCCGCUCCAAGCAGCGGCAUUCUUCCAUUGUUUUUGGAUAAUUAUUGGUAUGCAUCGCACAUGGUGAGUUCGCGGCGCACAUGAUUAUGAUAAAUUCUGCAUUGUUACUGCCAAUAAUGAUCCGAAUAAAAAUGGUGCUCAAAUUUUGAUCAGUAUUCGUGAAAGACGUUGUCAUAUCUGAACUAGCUGCUGCAGUCUGCCUCUUGGAAAACAACGUAGCUAUUGUGAAGAUAUUAUAUAUCACUGUUGAAUAUGUUGUAUCGAGUGCUUUUGUGAACUUUGGACGGUGAAGCAUUUUAUAGCUAGGAGUAAUUCGUAGACAUUUAGAAAAGGAGUUUCCAGACAAACCCACAGAGACUUCAGAAUCAGAUCGAACCUCAUCCAAUAUGGCCGCUCCACCGUCGUCAUCGCUCUCCUCCUCACAAGGCCAAUUGGGCGUGGCCAGCAGUCUCCUUCACUCAUUGGAGCAACAAAGGGAUCACGUGGCUGAUAUAGACCCCGCCCUCACUGCGCAGUUCACGGCGCAGGAGCUCCGAGAUCUGAGGAUGGUAUUUGAUACAUUUGAUAAGAAUAAAAAAGGAUACAUCGAUGCCUUUGAUCUUCGGAGUGCUAUGAGAGUUCUUGGGUUUAAACUUUCUCAUGAGCAAAUAGAUGAAGCUAUAGCUGACAUUGGCAGAAGAAUAGGGGAAGUGAGUUUCCCAGACUUUGUUGAGCUGGUAGCCCAUCGCCAGGGAGACUCAAGAGACAUCUACGAUGAGAUUCACCAAGGCUUCGAUAUGAUGGACUACGGGAAGAAAGGAUGCCUGAGCACGGAUGACCUCAAGAUGGUUGCCAAGGAAACCGGGGUCAAGGUCAGCGACAGCAUGAUCAGAGAGAUGAUCGAGGAGGCAAGUAGCAGUGGUGACAACACUAUCAACAGAGACGAGUUUGUUGCCAUCAUGUUGCAGACGAACAUGUACAAGGAGUGACGAAAGUCUCUUGUCAACAAACAUUGCAGAAAGACAUGUUUAUCAUUGUGUGUGUUGCCAUCGUGUGCACAAAGUGUUGACAAACGAACUAGAUUUCUUGCUACAAACUGUUGAGAGAGACGAGAUUGUUGCCGUCGUGUUGCAGACGAGAUUGUUGUCGUCGUGUUGCAGACGAAAUAGCCUCGAUGUACGAAAUAGCCUCGAUGUAUAGGCCGCCUCGUCACCGAACGUUGUAGAGACAGGUGUUGUCAGAGCUGAGUGUGAACAUAAUAGGUCAUAGAUAAAGUAGAUGCUAAACACCAUGACGGUUGCUACAAGCUGAUGAAAAGGACGAUAUUUUUUGUCAUCGUGUUGCAGAUGAACAUGUACAAUUAAGAAAUGACGAAAAACGUCGGUACACUCUUCAACAAACUUUGUAGAAAGAGGAGUGUCAUCAAUGUGUGUUGCCGUCAUGUGAACAAAAUGUUGACACACGAAAUAAUCAUUCUUGCAACAGGCUGGUGAUAGAGACGACUAUGUUGCUGCAACGUUGCUGAUGAGGAUUUGCAUACAAUGAAUACUAUGCUCCCCAACAGUUGCCAAAAAAGACAACUGCGUCAACGACUGAAAUGCGAAGAUAUCACGUGACAAGCAACCGGCGACCCUAUUUCUCUCUUGUUGUUAGAUAGUGCUGACAAAGACGAUUUCGUUGCCAUCAUGUUGCAGAACAUGUACAACGAAUAAUGCUCUUCAAUAAAACUUCUAGGAAAAUGAUUAUGUUGUUGAGUGUGGAGAAUAGAUGGCUCACGCCACGAAUCGUUGCUACACGACGGAGGCAUGUUGCCAACAUAUUGAAUCGCGGAAAUUACGUGACAAAAACAUUCAGAAUUGUAUUUAUUCUUGUAAGACGCAUGUGAAGUUUCAAACUGCAGAGCAAUGAUGUGAACUAAUGAUUUAAUGUGCAAAUAAUUAUUACACAUCAAAAUAAUAA
Lytechinus pictus (painted urchin) is the source of this 2099-nucleotide messenger RNA. RefSeq lists its product as uncharacterized. The coding region runs from base 548 to 1129 and encodes 193 amino acids. NCBI's taxonomy places the organism in Eukaryota, Metazoa, Echinodermata, Echinoidea, Temnopleuroida, Toxopneustidae. Gene Ontology annotation, biological process: mitotic cell cycle; centriole replication. Gene Ontology annotation, molecular function: calcium ion binding. The transcript is spliced from 6 exons. The record is from RefSeq and is a predicted model, not a curated record. Gene Ontology annotation, cellular component: centriole; centrosome.